Messenger RNA from Merops nubicus (carmine bee-eater), 2148 nucleotides. It is a transcript of the gene EXTL3, whose product is annotated as exostosin-like glycosyltransferase 3. Gene Ontology annotation, molecular function: glycosyltransferase activity. Gene Ontology annotation, cellular component: membrane. The record is from RefSeq and is a predicted model, not a curated record. The annotation marks the transcript as partial. The transcript has a single exon. Lineage: Eukaryota; Metazoa; Chordata; Aves; Coraciiformes; Meropidae.
AUGACCGGCUCUACGAUGUUGCGGAAUGGGGGCGUGGGGAACGGAGGCCAGCCGUGGGUGCUGAGGUGGUCCAGUCGCAUCCGGCUCACCUGGCUGAGCUUCACCCUCUUCAUUAUCCUCGUCUUCUUCCCCCUCAUCGCCCACUACUACCUGACCACCAUCGACGACGCCGACGACGCCGGCAAGCGCAUCUUCGGGCCUCGCACGGGCAACGAGCUGUGCGAGGUGAAGCACGUGCAGGACCUGUGCCGCAUCCGCGAGUCGGUCAGCGAGGAGCUGCUCCAGCUGGAGGCCAAGCGCCAGGAGCUCAACAGCGAGAUCGCCAAGCUCAACCUGAAGAUCGAGGCCUGCAAAAAGAGCAUUGAAAAUGCCAAGCAGGACCUGCUGCAGCUGAAGAACGUCAUCAGCCAGACCGAGCAUUCCUACAAAGAGCUGAUGGCUCAGAACCAGCCCAAGCUCUCCUUGCCCAUCCGGCUGCUGCCGGACAAAGACGACGCGACCUUCCCCCUGCCCAAAUCCAGCCGGAGCUGCAGGCUGCACAACUGCUUCGACUACUCCCGCUGCCCCUUGACCUCUGGCUUCCCAGUCUACGUCUACAACAGCGAUGAUUACCCCUUUGGGAGUUCCUUAGACCCUUUAAUUAAACAAGCCUUUGAGGCGACUGUCAGAACUAACGUUUAUGUUACUGAAAACGCAAACAUUGCUUGUGUGUAUAUAGUUUUAGUGGGGGAAAUGCAAGAGCCCGCGAUGCCAAAACCUACUGAACUAGAGCAACAGUUGCACUCUCUGCCAUAUUGGAGGACUGAUGGACAUAACCAUCUCAUCAUCAACCUGUCGAGGAAGUCGGAGACUCAGAACUUCCUCUACAACAUCAGCACGGGGCGUGCCAUGGUCGCCCAGUCCACCUUCUACGAGGCGCAGUACCGGCCGGGCUUUGACAUCGUCAUCUCGCCUCUGGUCCACGCCAUGUCUGAACCCAACUUCCUAGAGAUCCCCCCUCAGGUGCCGGUGAAACGUAAGUACCUGUUCAGUUUCCAGGGGGAGAAGAUCGAGUCUCUGCGGUCUAGCCUGCAGGAGGUUCGCUCCUUUGAGGAGGAGAUAGAAGGCAACGCCCCCGCUGACUACGACGACCGCAUCAUUACCACCCUGAAGGCCGUGCAGGACAGCAAGCUGGACUUUGUUCUGGUGGAGUUCACGUGUAAGAACCAGCCUAAGGCGAGUCUGCCCACUGAGUGGGCUCUGUGUGGAGAAAGGGACGACAGACUAGAGCUACUGAAGCUAUCUACUUUUGCACUGAUAAUCACCCCGGGGGACACCCGUUUAGUGAUCUCCGCCGGGUGUGCCAUGAGACUGUUUGAGGCUCUGGAAGUCGGAGCCAUCCCGGUGGUUCUCGGAGAGCAAGUUCAGCUACCCUACAACGACGUGAUCCGGUGGAACGAGGCAGCCUUAAUCAUACCAAAGCCACGUAUCACAGAAGUGCACUUCCUUCUGAGAAGCAUUUCUGACAACGACCUCCUUGCCAUGAGGAGGCAGGGCCGCUUCUUGUGGGAGACCUACUUCUCCACCUCUGACAACGUGUUCAGCACGGUCUUGGCCGUCAUAAGGACUCGAAUCCAAAUCCCGGCCGCUCCCAUCCGAGAGGAAACCGCCGUGGAGAUUCCCCACAGGUCUGGCAAAGCUGCUGGCACGGACCCCAACAUGGCAGACAACGGUGACCUGGACUUGGGGCCUGUGGAAACAGAACCACCUUAUGCAUCUCCCAAAUAUCUCCGCAAUUUCACCCUCACCGCCAUGGACAUCUACAGGAAUUGGAAUUCUGCGCCGGGGCCUUUCCACCUCUUCCCCUACACUCCCUUUGACCCUGUUUUACCAUCGGAAGCAAAAUUUUUGGGGUCUGGGACUGGCUUUCGACCAAUUGGUGGAGGAGCAGGUGGCUCUGGGAAGGAGUUCCAGGCUGCUUUGGGUGGCAACGUCCCCCGGGAGCAGUUCACGGUAGUGAUGUUGACUUACGAGCGGGAGGAAGUGUUGAUGAACUCCCUAGAAAGGCUCAAUGGUCUCCCCUACUUAAAUAAAGUUGUGGUGGUGUGGAACUCUCCCAAGCUUCCCUCCGAGGAUCUCCUGUGGCCAGACAUUGGUGUCCCAAUCAUG